Messenger RNA from Staurois parvus, 444 nucleotides. Lineage: Eukaryota; Metazoa; Chordata; Amphibia; Anura; Ranidae. The record is from the annotation of a GenBank genome assembly.
GGCCUCGGGCCCUCAGGCGGAGCGGCGGGCGCCGGACCCCCGGGUGGAGCGACAGGUCUCGUGCCCUCAGGCGGAGCGGCGGGCGCCGGACCCCCAGGCGGAACUACAGGUCUCGGGCCCUCAGGCGGAGCGGCGGGCGCCGGACCCCCGGGUGGAGCGACAGGUCUCGGGCCCUCAGGUGGAGCGGCGGGCGCCGGACCCCCAGGCGGUGCGACAGGUCUCGGGCCCUCAGGCGGAGCGACAGGUCUCGGGCCCCCAGGCGGGGCGGCGGGCGCCGGACCCCCAGGUCUCGGGCCCCCAGGCGGAGCAGCGGGCACCGAGUCACCAGGCACGACAGUGGGCUCCGAGUCAACUGGCAUGACCGCUGGCACUAGGUCAGACAAUUGGAUCGUCUGGCUGGACAGCGGGCAUCGGGUCACCAGGCAUCAGGUCAUUUGGCUCGAC